CACAAAAGCACAUUGUCAACAUCGAAAUUAUCAAAAAUGAAGACAAAAGGAAAGAAGUAUGAAGAUAUGAGUAUCGAAAGCUUUUUCGAAGAAAUUGCUGAUAAAACAGUAGUUGAGGAAAAUGAAGAGCCGCAAAUCGCUAAAAAGUCCAAGAAGAAGGAUAAAGUCAAGCAGAUAGAAGUAAAUGGAAAGGCUUCAAAAGUAUCAUUAAAGGAUAAAGUCAAGAAGAAGGAUCUAAAUGGAAAGGCACCAAAAGUAUCAUUAAAGAAUUUAGACAAAACAGAUCCAGAACUAUAUGAAUUCUUAGAGAAAAAUGAUAAAAAGUUGCUUAAUUUUACAAUGAAUCUGAAUGAUGAUCCAAGCGACAAAUCAGAUAAUGAAGAGGAACUCGAAGAGAGCACCACUGAUGUUCAUGUUCCAAUGGAAUUAGAAGUAGCUAGUGACGAAAGUGACUAUGAAGCAGAAGAUGAUGAUAAAGUCAAAGCAAAGAAUGUAAUAACAUUAAAAAUGCUUAGAGAAUGGGAACAGAAUCUCCAAUCUGAAGAGGUGGCACCUGAAAUUAUUAGAAAUGUCACUAAAGCAUUUAAUUCUGCCUUAAUCUCAGUUUCUGAAGAUUCAAAUGUUAAAGUUACCCAAUAUAAAGUAGAAGGUGCUGCUAUAUUCAACGGAAUCGUUCAAUUGUGCGUGCUAAACAUGGAAAAGGCUAUUAAGAAGUGCCUCAAGCUUUCAUUAAAAGCAAGUUUCAAAGAAAUUCAGAAAAGUAAGCGAUUCAGUAAAUUGAAAAAUUCAUUACGAUCUUAUCUGACUGAUCUUACCAAGCUAUUGGAAACGGUCGCAAGCAACAACAUAUUGUUAGUCAUCCUCAAGCAUUUACAUCAAAUUGCAUCGAUGUUUACCGCCUUUAAGAGCAUAACGAAACCAGUUCUUAAGCGAUUAAUUCAUUUGUGGUCAACGAACGAAGAAUCCGUGAGAAUUAUUGCCUUUUUAUGCAUAUUGAAAAUAACGAGGACUCAACCAGAAAAUUUAAAUCAAGUCUUACGAACGAUGUAUAUGGAGUAUGUAAAAAAUAGCAAGUUCGUGAGUCCAAAUACACUACCAUCCAUAAAUUUUAUGCGACGUUCUUUAACAGAACUGUUCUUGCUCGACUUGAAUGUCGCGUACCAACAUGCUUUUCUUUUCAUACGUCAAUUGGCCAUACAUUUGCGUAAUGCUACAAUAUUACAGAAGAAAGAGCACUAUCAACAAGUUUAUAAUUGGCAAUAUAUCAACAGUUUAAAGCUAUGGGCCGAUGUUUUAUCAUAUGUUCCAAAUACGUCAUCAAAAUCAGACGCCAAACCAAAAAUGCAGGCAUUGAUUUAUCCUUUAGUGAGCAUUAUUAAUGGAGUCAUUAAAUUAAAAUCGAGUGCUCAAUAUUUCCCAUUACGAUUCCACUGCAUUAACAUUUUAAUUAAUAUAACGAAAGCAACAAAUAUUUUCGUGCCUGUUCUGCCAUACAUAAUUGAAGUUUUAAAUUCAACAACGUUCAAUCAACAGCACAAAAAAUUGGCAAUGAAACCACUCUCAUUCUUGUGUAUUUUGCGUAUACAAAAAGGACAUUUAGAUGAAAAUGCGUUUAGAGACGAGACAAUUCAGCAAGUUUAUGGAACAACAUUAGAAUAUUUAAAUUAUCAAUGUUCUAGUAUUGCAUUUCCUGAUUUAAUUCUUCCAUUUAUAAUGUCACUCAAUCAGUUUGUUAAGAAAACAAAAAGUCUAAAGUAUGCAAAAGAAUUGAAAGUGCUAGCUGACAAGAUUACUGAGCAUUCAAAUUAUAUUGAAAGUGAGCGACAAAAAAUUACAUUUUCACUUAAUGACGAUAAUUAUAUCAAGAGCUGGGAAAUUAAUCAUAAAACUGGUCAGACGCCUAUUGAAGUGCUAUACAGUCAAUGGCAAAAGACUAAUAAAAAGAAGCAAAAGGUCGCUAAGGUUGAAAAUAUUGAAGAAGCAUCAGAUGAGGAAAUUGAGGAUUAUGAAAAAGUUGCAAAAGUUAACAAGAAAGCAGCUACAAAGAAAUCUAAAGAUAAAGAUGAGAAAGUUGAAUUAUUUCCAUCUGAUGACGAUGAUAGUGACAUGGAUAAUUUUGAUGAUGAUGAUGACAGUCAGGAUUAUUCGGAUGGCGAAGAUUUGGGAGGCAGUAGCGAUGAUGAGGAGCUUUCAGACGCAGAAACAAAUAAUAAGAAGAAAAAUGGAAAUGUCAAGCAACAAAAGCAAAAACAAAUGGAUUCAGAUGAAAAUGACCAAAGUUCAGUGGAUGAUGACGAGUCUAUAGCUGAUCAACAGGAUAUUGUUAAUGACAUGUCUUUGGAUGAUUGGUAGAGGUUGUUUGGUUCCUUCUGACUGGUAUCAACAUCAUUACAAUAUAGAAAAAUUGUAUAGACCCACUAAAAUCUUUCAACAACCCACGAACAGACUUCAAAUUUUAACAACUUGGAUUCAAAAUGUAAAUUGCAGUUAAUGUAAUCAGCAAUAAAGUUUUUUUUGGUAAACACAGCCAUGUGCUCUCGUCCUCUAUUCUUUCCACCUUGAUUCUGUACUUGCGCAAUGACUUUAUGCGUUUC
Molecule: messenger RNA, 2594 nt
Organism: Chironomus riparius
Lineage: Eukaryota; Metazoa; Arthropoda; Insecta; Diptera; Chironomidae
Source: the annotation of a GenBank genome assembly